UGCUAGUGCAACAACACUGAUUUUGUGUCUUCUUGUCCCGAUGAAGUUUACAUGUUUGAGCAAAGGGAAGGGCUUCCAUUUUCCGCCAUGUCAGAUGAUCAAUAUGUGUGGGUUUCAGAUUUUAAUUGAUUGCCCAAUUGACCUUUCAGCCCUGGGAAUCUUUUCUCCUGUUCCCACUUAUUCUUAUCAACCCCCAAACAUCCAGUUCCCAAAUUCAUCAAUACAGAAUUCAGUUUCUGAUUCGAGGGAUCAGAAAAGGCGUAGAGUCAAUGAAGCCCUCGAAGCAGAUGAUCUGAUUAAAGCAGUGCCUUGGUAUAAGACUGUUAAUACAAUGCACUUACUGGAUAUUUCAUUCAUUGAUGUUAUAUUAAUCUCCAGUCCAAUGGGUAUCCUUGGGCUGCCAUUUCUUACUCGAAAUAAGAAUCUCUCAGCUAAGAUUUAUGCAACUGAGGCAGCUGUAAGGAUUGGACAGCUUAUGAUGGAAGAUCUUGUUUCAAUGCAUAUGGAAUAUAGGCAAUUUUAUGGGCCUGAGGAGGACAGGUUCCCUCAUUGGUUGAAAUGGGAGGAGCUUGAAACGCUUCCAUAUGAAUUGAGGGAGAUUAUUAUGGGAGAAGAUGGGGCAGAUUUGGGUAGCUGGCAGCCCUUGUAUAAUGUAACAGAUGUGAAGGAUUGUAUGCAGAAAGUACAGUCUGUUAGAUUUGCCGAAGAAGUCUGCUACAAUGGAACAUUGAUUUUAAAAGCAUUCAGUUCUGGCCUGGAAAUAGGAACAUCUAACUGGACAAUACAUGGUCCAAGAAGAAACAUUACCUGUUUGUCAAGCUCCAUCUUCGAAUCUGCUCAUGCAAUGAGUUUUGACUACAGUUCUCUUCAAGGGAAUGAUCUGAUCCUAUUUUCUGAUUUCUCAUUGUUGCAUGAUGAAGUUGAUGUUAGUAAGGAUUCCCUUGCCCAUAUGAAUCAGAUAGAGUCUGAGGUCAACCACCCAACUGCCUGUAGUUUCUCAGCCCUAAGGAAUGAUGAUAAUGAUGGGAAGAAUUUCAUCCAAUCACUCAUUGGUACUGAAGAAUAUUCAGAGGAGAUGGACAAGCUUGCUUUCAUCUGCUCCUGCGCCAUAGACUCUGUUACACAAGGAGGUUCUGUCCUUGUACCCAUUGGUCGACUUGGAAUUGUGCUGCAGCUUUUGGAGCAGAUAUCACUAUCUCUUGAAUCUGCAAACCUAAAUGUUCCCAUAUUUGUUAUAUCUAGUGUGGCAGAAGAAUUGUUAGCAUUCACCAAUAUUGUGCCCGAAUGGUUAUGCGAGCUGCGUCAACAAAAGCUGUAUUCUGGCAAUCCAUUGUUUGGGCACGUGGAGCUAAUAAAAGAAAAGAAGCUUCAUUUGUUUCCAACAGUUCAUUCACCAAAUUUACUGAAAAUGUGGCGAGAACCUUGUAUAGUGUUUUCUCCUCACUGGUGUCUGCGGCUUGGUCCUGUUGUUCCCUUGCUUCAUCGGUGGUUUAGGGAUCAACACUGUUUACUUGUACUGGAGCAAGAGGUGGAUACUGCUCUUGCUCUUUCACCUUUCAAGCCAGUAGCGAUGAAGGUCCUUCAGUGUUCGUUUCUUUCCGGAAUGAAGAUGCAGAAAAUUCAGCCUUUGCUAGAGAUUUUACAGCCGAAAUUUGUUCUGUUCCCCGAGGAUUUGAAACAGAACUUUGCUAUCAAGAUGAAUUCAUGUUCAUUCAUUCACUACUCAGAAAAUGAAGUUGUAUGCGUUCCAACAGUGAUGGAUGAUUUUAAAGUUGAUUUGGAUACAGACUUGGCAAACCAGCUUCAGCCAAGAAUAAUGAAACAGGAAAACAUGAAAAUUGCAAGAUUGAAGGGGCAGUUACAUGUAAAUCACAGGAAACAUUUCUUGGUCUCUAAAAGGGAAGUGAUUGAUUUUUCACAAAGUCAAAUGCUCCAGAAAUAUUGUACCGCUUUAGAAAAAAGAACAUUCCUGCAAUGGGGUCUGCUUGAUCCAGAUCUUGUAUUGCUAGCCUUGCAGGAAAGGGGCAUUGCUGGGUUGGUGGAUGAAGACAGAAAUGCUGGAGAACAUAAUACAUGUUUUCUACGCAUCUAUAAGCCCAAGAAUGCUUUGAUAGAAAUUAGUCCAACACAGACUGUUAUCAGUACAGCCAAUGAGACUUUGGCAUCUACUCUUUUUAAAACCAUAAACAAUAUUUUGGAUGGCAUUUAGUAGAUUGGGAGUUCAUAUUGUGGAUUUUUGCUUCUACUGUUGCUUCACUCUAUUUUGAUACGCAGGACAUCAAGUUCGACAAUGAAACUGGUACCAUAAUAUUCAAAGAAGCGGUGGGAUUCACCCCUUUUGAAUCUUUCACAAAGGCCAUUGAGUGAGGUAUAAGGAAUGUGAUAAUGUCGCAGCUCCUAACUUCUGAAUCUUCUAUACUUUCAUCUAAGAGAUUACUUAAUCCAGGUUUGGUAGUAAGAUGGUGAAGGACGUCCUUGUUACUGAAGCCUCUACCGUUGUUUGGUAUUUUCAUUUAGGCUCUGUUUGUUUUCCUGUAAAAUAUUAUAUUUAAACCUUUCACUUGGAAAUUUACAUGGAAAAUUUUAC
Messenger RNA from Telopea speciosissima, 2587 nucleotides. RefSeq names its product integrator complex subunit 9. Bases 41 to 2209 code for a protein of 722 amino acids. The transcript has 11 exons. Lineage: Eukaryota; Viridiplantae; Streptophyta; Magnoliopsida; Proteales; Proteaceae. The record is from RefSeq and is a predicted model, not a curated record. Gene Ontology annotation, biological process: snRNA processing. Gene Ontology annotation, cellular component: integrator complex.